Messenger RNA from Calidris pugnax (ruff), 1508 nucleotides. RefSeq names its product UPF0061 protein ETA_18310-like. The annotation marks the transcript as partial. Lineage: Eukaryota; Metazoa; Chordata; Aves; Charadriiformes; Scolopacidae. The record is from RefSeq and is a predicted model, not a curated record. The transcript is spliced from 12 exons.
GUGCAAUAGUGCUACGUCUUGCCAAAUCAUGGUUCCGUAUAGGAUCCUUGGAAAUCUUAGCUCAUUCUGGGGAGCUGGACUUACAAAGAAGAUUGCUAGACUUUAUCAUCCAGGAACAUUUUCCAUUAAUAGCCAUGAAUGAUUCAAAUAGAUAUCUGGAAUUUUUCUCUACAGUCGUAUCAGAGACUGCAAACCUGAUUGCGCUGUGGAUGUCUGUGGGGUUUGCACAUGGUGUGUGCAACACAGAUAACUUCAGUUUAUUAUCCAUAACAAUAGAUUAUGGUCCGUUUGGAUUUAUGGACUCCUAUGACCCAAAUUUUGUACCAAACACAUCUGAUGAUGAAAGGAGGUAUAAAAUAGGAAACCAGGCAAAUGUUGGGCUGUUUAAUCUGAGCAAGCUGUUACAAGCUCUAAAACCUUUAUUGGAUCCCAAGCAAAAGCAGCUAGCUUCCCAGAUUUUGGAGGGAUAUGGUGAGCGCUAUUACAUCCGUUUCACAGAACUAUUCAAAGCAAAAUUGGGUCUUCUUGGAGAGAAUGAGGAUGAUAACUAUUUGAUUGCUUUCCUCCUAAAACUUAUGGAAGAUACAAAGGCUGAUUUUACAAUGACAUUUCGACAGCUCAGUGAAAUUACUGAAGACCAGUUAAAGCAGCUCCAUAUUCCUGAGGAGUUCUGGGCUCUCCAGGAUCUGAGUAAACACAAGUUGUUUUCAGAAUGGGUUACUAUGUACCUCUUGAGAUUAAAUCGUAACAAGGGUGAUUCAGACGGCAAGAGAAGAACACGAAUGACAACUGUUAAUCCUAGAUACAUUCUGAGGAAUUGGAUGGCAGAAUCAGCAGUGCAAAAAGCUAAUUUGAAUGAUUUCUCAGAGGUUCGUCUUCUACAGCAGAUUUUACAACAUCCCUUCCAGAGGCAGCAGGCUGCAGAGAGAGCGGGCUACUCCCUGCGGCCCCCAGCUUGGGCCAAGGACCUCAAAGUCAGCUGCUCAUCCUGAACUCAUCCUGCUCAUCCUGAACUCAUCCUGCUCAUCCUGCUGCAACUUGAACAAGCCAGAAAAAUCAUCCAUGUCAAAGCUCAGGCCUUCAAAUGGGAUUAAUGGAUCAAGCUCCAGGAACUUCUCUCCCUUACACUUGGUUGACUGGAAUCUGCUACUCUGCAAGGCAAGACAAGGUCUUGGACCAACUUUAUAAAGUCUAAAGAUUAGAGAAAUGGACCGCUAUCUAUGGUUUCAUUGGCAAAUUAUAUUGGUGUUUAUAACUCUGCCCUUCAUAUUCAACUGUGCAUUAAUUUGAGUCCCAAUAUGUAAGUUCUGCCAAACUAUCAUAACUUCUCAGAAUUCAUGGCUGAUCAGGUGGGUCUCAGUAAGUUUUAAUGGCUGGUCAAUUUAAAAUCCAUCUAAGAUAAUUUUAAUCAUAAAGUAUUUUGAUGAAUGUUCUUGCUGUUACUCACUGUUCAAAUGUAAUUGUAUUCUGAAGAUAUAAAUGUUACUAAGUCUUUUGCAGAGCUGGAA